UUACUAUUUCAGAAGCAUAUUUCAAGAAUAAUCUUGCCAGUUCGAGGUUUGAUGUUGAAGGUUAUAGGAUGAGCCGCGAUACUCGAAAGUAGACUGUCUAAGCCGAAAUGAGCCUAUGUCUUAUCACUGUUUACUACAUAGUAUACAUACAUGUAUGAGUAGAUGGAUGAACUACCUGCUAUUCAGUUAUCCGAUCUAAAUGAAUUUAUAACAUGUAAAUUAUGUAAAGGUUAUUUAAUUGAUGCUGUUUCGAUAACUGAAUGUCUUCACCCAUUCUGUAAAUCUUGUAUAGUUAAGUAUUCAGAAGAAAAACGCGAAUGUCCUGUUUGCGGGAUUCUCAUCCAUCAAAGUCACCCAUUAAAUUAUAUGAGUUUUGAUCGUACUCUUCAAGAUAUUGUUUAUAAAAUUGUACCAGAUUUAAAACAAAAAGAGAGACAACGUCGUGAGGUCUUCUAUAGAUCUCUUGGAAAAACUCCACCUCCCUCAGAAGACUUAGGCAAAGAAACUCAUGUAUUAGUCAGUAAAGAGAAUAUCACAGGUGCAGUUCCAUCUGAUUCUGACGGAUUAACUUCCAAUUUUGAUUCGGAUUAUCAUCGUAAAGAUGAACAAGUCAAUAUACAACUUGAACCGGGAUCUGAUAAUCUGGAACCAUUAACUGAGAAAUAUUUACGACUUUCAUCGAGGGCUACAGUGACACACUUACGAAAAUAUGUUGCCCAACAAGUUCUUCAUGAUAUAUCUAAGUUUCAUGAAUAUUUGAAUUGAACAUUCUAACGAAGACGUAUUCUUUUAGUUACUAGGCUGUAUAUUUUCAUUUAUUUGCAUUUCAUUGUACACAAUCUGAAAAAAUGAUUAGUUUUUAUUCUAUUGAAGAAAUUUCAAAUUCGAUAAAUAGAUGUAUCAGUCAGUUAGAGGUAUGUGGUGGGUUGUCGAUUCCGGGUUUCUCAUGUCUUCGAAGAAUAUUUUUUUGAGGUUCAUGAAAAGGAAACUGGGUUUUGAGUGAUCAUGAGGUCCUGGUAGUAUGAUUGCACUGCCCAAGAGACAAUUAUUUGUGGCCGGUUACAAAGCCUUUGUGUAGGGAGUUGUAGAUUAGUUAGUUUUGUACUUUUGAGGCCUGACUGCCGUCGACGGAAAUCCUUGAGGGUAAGGUGAAGUGUGCUUUUUUAUGGCCAACUUUUAUAUUCCUCCUUACAUUGUGAGACAGGAUCGCUUGAAAUGGUGUUUGAGGGAAACAACUUACUGCCACCAUACUUCAGUGUCAACAGCACAACCUCGCCCUUCAACCUUAAGUUGCUUCUCUUCAACUGGCAUUCCUGCCAUGUUAAUAUUUUAAGAAACAAGUGUUAGCCAAUAAGUCUCAGUUGAGUCGUCGUGAUAAAGAAGCCCGACCAUCACAUCAAGAUUAUACCUACGUUUGGGAUCAAUGUGCAAUUUUUAAAAAACGGCGGUUCAUAAUGAUGAGCUGUGUUAUGAUAGCUUAAUAUCAACGCAGUUCGAAAUAGUGUUUUAUUUCGUGAAUACCUACAUACGAAAAACUAAUAAAAUCAAAACUUUAUCUAGACUAUUGUUCCAUACAAUGUCGAUUUCGGAAGCUGAGCUUAAAUGGAUUUUUUAUUUCUUGGCAAAUAUGUUAUCAUCAGUAUAGGGUUAUUGAGAUUGCUGAGUUAUCUAGGGAUUAGGCGUUCGCGUGCGAGACCGAAGGUCCUAGGUUGGAUUCCCACGUUUGGGAUCGUGGAUGCGCACGUCUGAGGAGUCCCAUACUAGGACAAGGCGGCCGUCCAGCGCUUCUAGGUUUUCAAUUGUGAUCUAACAUUAAUUGGUCCAUGAUCUCAAUUAAGAAUAUUCUUGUUGGGUCAUUUGGUAGGAUAUAAGUGAUUGUUAUUGUAUCAGCUUUGGUUGAGAUCAUGAAUGGAUCAAUGUUAGACCACCAUUAGAAACCUGAAAGCAUUGGAUUGCCGUUUCGUUAUAGUAUGGGUCUCCUGAGCAGUGCGCAUCUACGAUCCCGCACUUGGGAUUCAUACCUAGGACCUCCGGUCUGGCGCACGAACUCUUAACCCCUAGAUUACUGAGUCGGCAUCCAACGGUGUU
This is a messenger RNA of Schistosoma bovis, 2088 nucleotides long. Lineage: Eukaryota; Metazoa; Platyhelminthes; Trematoda; Strigeidida; Schistosomatidae. The record is from the annotation of a GenBank genome assembly.